CCGCCACCCCCCUCAUCCCCGACACAAAACCUCUCCAAACCGGGCAGUGAGAGGGUUUCCCUCGACCGGUACUUUUUCUUUAAAUCUCCAGUUUGACCUGCUACAAAGCGACCUGCAGACCAACAUGGACGUGUUUAAGAGCCGGCUUUUGGGCAUUUCCGUGGCCGUUGCGCACGGGGUUUUCUCCGGCUCUCUGAACAUCCUCCUGAAGUUCCUCAUCACUAAUUAUCACUUCAGCUUCCUGACGCUCAUCCAGUUCCUGACCAGCAGCACCGCGGCGCUUACUCUGGAGACCCUCAGGCGGCUGGGGAAGGUCAAUAUCCCCGCGUUCAGCCUUCAGCUCUCCAAGGAGUUUGCCUCGGUGUGUAUCCUCUCCACGCUGCAGUCAACUCUCACCCUGUGGUCUCUGCGUGGCCUCAGCCUGCCCAUGUAUGUCGUGUUCAAGCGCUGCCUGCCGCUCUUCACGCUCAGCAUCGGAGUGUGUGUGCUGAGGAACGGCAUGCCGUCCUUCGGUGUGGUGACCGCCGUGCUUAUCACCACCGGCGGAGCUGCAUUGGCUGGUGCCGGCGAUCUCACCGGCGACCCCUUCGGUUACGUCACCGGCGUGUUGGCGGUGAUCAUCCACGCCUCCUACCUGGUCCUGAUCCAGAAAACCAGUCUGGACAGCGAGCACGGACCGCUGACCGCACAGUACGCCAUCGCCAUCAUGGCCUCACCGGUGCUACUGGUGUGCUCCCUCAUCUCAAUGGACGCCAUCAACAUGUGGUCAUACGAGGGCUGGAACGACCCCCACAUCACCGUCAUUUUCGUUUUCUGCAUCUUCAUCGGCUGUGCCAUGAACUUCACCACGCUGCACUGCACCUACAUCAACUCCGCCGUCACCACCAGCUUCGUCGGCGUGGUCAAGAGCAUCGCCACCAUCACUGUCGGCAUGCUGGCGUUCAGCGACGUCGCGCCGACCGGGCUGUUCAUCGGCGGCGUGGUGGUGAACACGGUCGGCUCCAUCACCUACUGCGUGGUAAAAUACUUUGAGACGAAGAAGAAGAGCUCGUACGAGGAUCUAGAAGGGGCAGGGAAGGAUGGCGCGCUGCCCGGGGAGCCUUACCAAGAGAAACCGCCGCUGAACGGUGACGGGCCAGCCGCCGGCACUGGAUCUGAUCCAGGACAACCGGAGAUAGAGGGAGUGGUGAGCAGCGAUGGGAAGGAGGAGGAGGAGGCGGCGCCGGCCAGUUUGGCUAACGGACAGUUGUGGACAGGAGAUGGCGGACGAGGAGACGGAGAAGCGGGCGUGAAUUCUCGUGUCAUGACGGAAAAAGAGGCGCUGGAGAUGCAGAGGGAGCACCUCCACAAGGAGAGCGCCACCCCUGGUCAGUCGCUCAGUGACAGCUAUGUCGGGGUGUGGAGGUCCAUCAGACAUCUGCAGUUUUUGAAGAAAGAACCUUUGAUUGAUAACAUGGAGCAGCAGAGUCCGUGAGGGCGGGACAGAGACCUGGACAGAAUAGAAAACUGGGAAAGAAUUGGAGGAUUAAAAAAAAAAAAAGAAACCUGAGGAGGAGCGAAGGAGAAGGACAAACUGAAGCUGUGUGUCCACCGGGAACCUCUUUUAUUAGCAUUAAACUAAAUGUCAAUGAAAGCUUGUGUUUUUGUGCUAAAAGUUCAGUUUCAUCACUCAAGGCUCUGAGCACAAAAACAGGCCUUCAGCUUUGUUGGAAACCGUCAUUUUCCUCAUUUAUGAUGAGAAUUUUUUUUUUUUUAUAAAAAGGUUCCUGGUGGAGAAAAGUGGAUGAAGAGUUUUGGGAGAAGCUGCCUGUCAGAGAUAAAUUCUGCCUCUUGUCUCCUUCAGCUCUGCGGCGUGCAGUGGGGGAACAGGCUAGCCACCGUGUAGCAUGAUUUGGUUUGGUUUGCGUCCCCACUGAUCCGACAGCUAGCCAAACAAAAGCAGGUCCUGAAGAAAACGAGCGCAUCUUGUGCAAACUGAAAUAUCACAUCCAAUCAGGGAACAGCAAAACAAACAGCACCUGAAAGUUUCUCUUUUUUUUUUUUUGUUUCAUUGAACUCUGGCUGAAUUCUUGUUUCUGAUUGGCUGUGGGGGUGUGAAUUAAAACCUUUAACGCACAUGUGGUUCAGGUCAAUUUCAAUCACUUGUAAAAGCAUGCGCUGGCCACAAAGAAGAACUAAUCUCCGGCUGUGUUCACACUGGGUUUGUUUGAGUCUGGACAUGAGUUUGAUUGUUUUUGCUGUCACUCUCUACUGUUGGAUUACAUCCAUGUGUCUGUUUAUCAUCGUAGACAUGAAACGUUGUGAAAAAAAAAUGUAGUCAUGUUGGGCUCCAAUUUUAUUUUCUGUUCAUAUUCGUGAAGUAUUUUAAAUUUUCCCUAUUUUAGUUUCCUUGUGGUGCCACUUAUGAAGUUAUCAUGACCGGUGACACAACAAAAUUAACCCAUAGGACCCAGUGGGUGAACUGGUAUAGCUGAAAAAGAUAAAUACCAGGGUCUUCAGCCCAAGUCUGGCCCAUAUACUUCCACAUCUGGCCAGAUACUGGCUGUUAUCCUCCUGUAUUGGUUAACAGAAGGGAGAUUUUUUGGCUGUGUGUGUGCCAGAAUUGACCCACAUGUGGAAGUAGCAUCUGACAAUCAAACUGUAUAUGGGCCAGAUUCAGGCCGCGUUACCAAGCCAGAAGAAAACAAGCAUGUAGCCAAAGUGUGGGCCAGAUAGUAGUAGCUGUCCAGCCUACCUAGCUUACUGUGAGGGAGUGGCAGUGGCAGAAACAUCUCCAUUGCUCUCAAUAUUCCAUCAACAUAACUGUGAACUGUUAUUAUUUUUUACAGCUAGUAAUAAAUAGUUGCCAAUAAUUCCCUCCCACAUUGAAGUCUGCGUGGAGGCAUGCAAGACAAGGCAGUGUGUGGUUGUCUCCUUGUUGUGCAAUUAAAUUCUUUUAAUGCACACCUUGUUCCUUGCACACAUCCCUUUCUCAUUUCUCUCCUAAUUUAUUAUUUUUAGAAACAGAUCUGCAUUGAAUGCUCUCACUCUCACUGUGCUGCGGAUUACAGAGAGCUGGUAAAAACAGUCUGGACAGGUGGUGGUUGGAAAGGUAGCAGGUUCACCAGCUUUGGUUAGAUUUGGACACAAAGGUCUCUGUGAGCUUUGAGCUCAAAAUAACAUUCAUGUUUGAAAGAAUUUUCAAAGGAAAGGAAUUUUUGUCAGCUCUGACUAAAGAUGCCAUCAGAAAUGUGUGACAAAUAAUAAAAAUUGACAACCAGGUAUUUUAAAAGACCCAUA
Messenger RNA from Seriola aureovittata, 3279 nucleotides. It is a transcript of the gene slc35d3, whose product is annotated as solute carrier family 35 member D3. Bases 125 to 1474 code for a protein of 449 amino acids. Gene Ontology annotation, cellular component: Golgi apparatus. The transcript is spliced from 4 exons. Lineage: Eukaryota; Metazoa; Chordata; Actinopteri; Carangiformes; Carangidae. The record is from RefSeq and is a predicted model, not a curated record. Gene Ontology annotation, molecular function: antiporter activity.